Molecule: messenger RNA, 2472 nt
Organism: Xylaria bambusicola
Lineage: Eukaryota; Fungi; Ascomycota; Sordariomycetes; Xylariales; Xylariaceae
Exons: 1
Coding region: 724-1980 (418 amino acids)
Molecular function (GO): glycosyltransferase activity
Source: RefSeq, a predicted model, not a curated record
CUGAUGUCAAUGUUAACUUACAGUGGCGUGAGAGAAUAAGUGCUAUGUGUUACAGAUACUAAGUCAAUUCGACAACAGUAUUACUUUGGUGUAAUAGCUGUCUAUCUUAAUAUGACCCAGAUAGGCUGUUUUAAAUGAGACUUUCACAUUUGCUAACCUUCAUCAAUGAUCACUGUCCUUCAAUCUAUGCCUUUUCGUUAUUGGCAAUGCUUCCCCAAAACUUUGCAUGUCUCUAUGAAUACAUAUAUCGACUACCGCGAGCCUAGAAUGGAACGGCUUCUUAUUAGUGCAACAUAGCUUGGAACCUAUUCCUCAGAUCUGACAAUCUUGUUGCUGUAUCUUCCUGCUGCAAUAUAUGUCGGCAGUAUGCAGCUUAUUCAUUCCUACCCAACCACCGAGCCAACUGAGGAUAAGCGGACAACACACUCUAGCACCGCCACAUACGACAAGGAUGCAUAAAACAUCUCGUUUGUGCCUGAUGCUUAUGCGAAUGUAACCAAAGCUCUACUCUGCAUAAAGAUAGGACAUAUAAUGCGUUCGGAGCCUUUCGGGGUCUUCCGUCUAUAUGGAUAAUUUAUGUAUCCCAACUAAGCCCCCGGCUUCCUUCGGAUUUCUUGCUACAUUUCCCACGUUUCAGCCCAUGUUAUAAAGCCUUUCCAACCCCGCUCAUCCUUUCAAAAGCCAGCUUCUCAUUCCUUCCUCCUCAACACUCCUAGUGACAAUAUGAGCACAACCAUGGACGUUAAGACAUUUCAACCAGUCACUGCUGGGAUCGCUUUGAUCCCAGAGAGUGAAAUUGACAUGCGGUCUGAUGAGGAGCUCAUUGAGAUCCUUAAGCAUCCCAAGCCAGUACGCCACGAGCGAAAUGUCUGGGCUUUUUGGGAUACCGGCUUCGAUAAUAUGCGGUCAUGGACACAGCGCAAUGUCCUCGGUUGGAUGCGCCGCCAAGGCCCCUCUUGGGAUGUGCGGCUUCUUGACAUGGUGCCUGGCUCACUAACAAACGUGCAGAACUUUGUACCCCCAGAGUAUCUACCAGAAUGCUUCAAGCACGGCACCAUGGACGGACCAGCGAAAGGCCAGCACGCUAGUGAUUGCGCACGACUGGGCCUCCUAUACCUGCACGGGGGUGUAUGGCUUGACGUUGGAUCCGUCUUAUUUCGAAAAUUUGAUCAUAUCUUUUGGCAAGCAUUGGAGGAUCCAGAAUCCCCUUUUGAGAUGGGCACUACCCUCUUCCAGUCACGGAAAUAUAUCGGGCAAUGCAUAACGGGCUUUCUCGGUGCGAGGAAGGGCAACCCAUUUAUCCAGCGUUGGAUGCAGCUGUGGCUAGAGCUCUGGAAAGACGGACGUACCAAUUGCUUUGGCUUGCACGAGCACCCACUUCUGAAGCCCCUGGGUUUGAUUGUUCCGCCAGAAGAGCAGGAGCACGAGAAUCCCCGCCAAAUAGACCUUGGAGGAGCUGGAGGAUUCGAUCUUAAGAUCACCACCGACUACUUGACUUUGAACAUGGCGUACGAGCGCGUGCGACUACUUGUGGAUGACGCAGGAUGGAAUGGGCCUGAGUACUUUCGUCGCCACGUCCACUUUCUCGAUACUAUAGACGAAAUCUGGAAAUCCCACGAGAUGAUGCUUCAGGACGAGCUAUUCCCACUACUUUCACUUCCAUUCAAGCCUGAGAACGCCGAAACCGAUGCUAAGCAGAAAGAAGCCGCCAACUACGUUGGUUAUGUGCUCGCAAACUGCAGCAUGGCUAAACAUAGCCAGGGGCAUUGGCAGCCUGGUCUAAGGGUGCCCCUUGCCAUGAGCUGGAGUAUGCCAGAGAACGCUGAUGCCGAUAUCAAAAAGGGCACUUGGGCUGAGUACGUGAGAUGGGCAAGUAUAUUUUGUGAGCAGGACAGAAUGAAGGGAGUUUGUUUGCCGAGUCUAGAACUACCAGAUGAACAAGAUGAGAUCAUCAAGGGAGGGUUGUUGGAGGUUAAGUAGCAUAUUCUUGCCGUUGCUGGGGAAACUCCGACUGAGGAUUAGUCUCUAUCGGACUAGGGUUCGUUGCCACGCUAGAAACACUGAAGACGUUGGCUACUAUGUUAUCACUCAUCAGACUCUGUUACGCCUGAUGAAACUCAAGCUUGUGGUUUAAUACUAUACUAUUGAAUAUUGUGCGAGUAAACGUUAGUAAGAGUAGGCCAGUAGCCCGGAGUACAAUCUCUUAGGGCUUUCGAGGCCUGUGUGGCUAUUAAAGCCAUACUCUGGUCUGGUGAGUGAGUUAGUCUCGUGGUGCAUAAUGUCCCUUGAUUAAUCACAAAGGGAUCGGAGCCACGAAGUGCAAGUGCUUGAGAAUCGACUCGGGUGAUAUGGUAAAUCAUAUUUGGUUUUAACGAACAGCGCACCGCAAUACAUAACGGGAACUUACCACAUUCAACGGUUUAUUGAUCUAGAUUAUUAGAAAAUAAGUUGAAUUGGCAAGCUAUCUCUAUA